CUUUAUCAGCCAUUAUUUCAUCUAUUGUCUUCAUCAGCCUUAUAUCAUAUUGGUACUUCCAAAUCUCAUCUAAUGUCUCUUUAGUCGCCUACCUCGUCAGCAUCAUUUUGUUACUAUGGCCAGGAAAGGUUUUCCAUUAAUGAAUUAUUGUUGUACUAUGUUAGAAUGUUGGGCAGAGCGUUUACACCUAAUCUUUUAGCUCCUGUAUUUUUCUCUGAUGUCAUUCUAGCAGAUAUGCUAACCAGUUUUUCAAAUGUAUUUGGAGAUCUAUUCAUCGCCUUUUGCGUCCUAUUUACUGGAAAAGACGCAGCUUUCUUUAUAGACAAUGUAGAUAAUAUAUAUUCUAGAGACUAUAUCGUACCCUUACUAAUUAGUUUCCCAUAUUUGAUCCGAUUGAAACAAUGUAUAGCAGAAUAUAUUGUAACAAAAGAAAAACGGCACAUUUUCAACUCCCUGAAAUACGCAUCAUCGAUACCAGUUGUCAUUUCUUCUGCAUUGCACAGAAAAGCAAUGAUCUACGUUAGUGAAGCAGGCACAGUUCCUACACAUUGGUUUAUGAGCCACGAUACGAUUUUUCAUUUUUGGAUUCUGUUUGUAUUCAUAAAUUCAAUGUAUUCAUUUUGGUGGGAUAUUUCCAUGGACUGGAACCUAAUCAAUGUGUCCAAGAGUCAGCCACCUGUGAUGGAAGAUAUACCACAAAGUUCUACACCCAGCAUUCAUUUCAGACGACAAUUGUAUUUUUCCCAACCUAUUUGGUACAUUCUCGCUAUAAUCAUCGAUUUCUUACUCAGAGUCACUUGGAGUUUCAAACUGAGCUCUCAUAUUUACAUACAAAAGUUGAACGGAAGUAUGUUCCUAAUGGAAUUAUUUGAAGUUUCGCGACGCUGGAUGUGGGUUAUUUUCAGAAUAGAAAGUGAAUGGGUUAGGAAAGUAUAUACAACGUUACCCAGUAGCAACAAUAACAGCAAUUCACUUCGAAUGAAUUUAAUGCGCAGAAAAUCAGCCGGCUUGCUUUCACCAAUUGAUGAAGAAGAUUCUUCGUGACUCGUUAAAUUAAACAACAACAACAAUAGACUUUUAGAUCUUUUGACAUUUACCUGCAUCCCCAU
This is a messenger RNA of Mycotypha africana, 1109 nucleotides long. Its product is annotated as EXS family-domain-containing protein. Gene Ontology annotation, cellular component: cytoplasm; membrane. The record is from RefSeq and is a predicted model, not a curated record. Lineage: Eukaryota; Fungi; Mucoromycota; Mucoromycetes; Mucorales; Mycotyphaceae. Bases 166 to 1044 code for a protein of 292 amino acids. The transcript is spliced from 4 exons.